This is a messenger RNA of Aureococcus anophagefferens, 1227 nucleotides long. RefSeq lists its product as hypothetical. Gene Ontology annotation, biological process: 'de novo' IMP biosynthetic process. The record is from RefSeq and is a predicted model, not a curated record. The coding region runs from base 83 to 1108 and encodes 341 amino acids. Gene Ontology annotation, molecular function: formyltetrahydrofolate deformylase activity. The transcript has a single exon. Lineage: Eukaryota; Pelagophyceae; Pelagomonadales; Pelagomonadaceae.
CCGCACGAAGACUGGAACUCAUGUGGUGAAAGUGAGGUGUGGUGACUGGCAUUGCUCCGCGCCGCGGCUGUUCGUCCCGCAUAUGCCAGAGGAAAUCAGCAUGAUGAGCGCAACCAUCGACGCCCACGUGAAGCGCUUCGACAACCUCGGCAUGGACAGCUCCGUGCGCUCCGUGACGUCCGCGUCCUGCGAGAGCGACAAGUUCUACACGACGACGGCCUGGUCGCCGGUCAAGGAGAAGCGCGAGCUGCCGCAGCACAUCGCGACGCUCCGCGUGCUCGGCAAGAACUCCGUGAACGUGAACAUGGCCAUGGCCGAGCUGCUCAACAGCCACGGCUGCGUCGUCGAGCACAGCGAGCAGUUCCGGGACCACGACAUCGACGCGUACUUCCAGCGCGUCGAGUUCAAGUACGAGACGAUGCGCAAGACGACGGAGCAGCUCGAGGGCGCCGUCGCCGAGGUCUGCGGCCGGCUGGGCCUCGAGUUCCAGCUCAACUGGAACUCGCGGAAGAAGAACGUCUGCGUCAUGGUGUCCAAGUACGACCACGUGCUCUGGGAGAUCCUGCUCCGCCACAAGGCCGGCGAGCUCGCCUGCAACAUCCCCCUCAUCAUCUCGAACCACGAGGACCUGCGGCCCAUCGCCGAGGCCUUCGGCAUCCGCUUCGAGGUCUUCAAGAUCACCAAGGACACGAAGCGGGCGCAGGAGGACGCGGAGAUCGCGCUCUGCCGCGAGCUCGACGUCGACCUCGUCAUCCUCGCGCGCUACAUGCAGAUCAUGUCCGACGAGUUCUGCUCCGCCUUCACGCACCGCUGCAUCAACAUCCACCACUCCUUCCUCCCCGCGUUCAUCGGCUCCAAGCCCUACCACCGCGCCUUCGACCGCGGCGUCAAGCUCAUCGGCGCGACGGCGCACUACGCGACGGCCUGCCUCGACGAGGGGCCCAUCAUCGAGCAGGAGGUCGAGCGCGUCACGCACCGCGACUCCAUCGAGGACCUCCUCCGCAAGGGCCGCGGCGUCGAGCGCCGCACGCUCCUCCACGCGCUCCGCGCGCACCUCGAGGACCGCGUCGUCGUCUACGGCAACAAGACCGUCGUCUUCGAGAACUAGGCGCGCGCCGCCGCCCAAGCCGAACCGGCCGGCCCGCCGGGCCGGGCCGGUCCCCUCCUCCCCCCGAUUCGGAGAAGCGCCCCUCCAGAUUUGCACGAAGCUAAAUGUCCCUGUGUCCC